This is a messenger RNA of Talaromyces rugulosus, 777 nucleotides long. RefSeq lists its product as uncharacterized. Lineage: Eukaryota; Fungi; Ascomycota; Eurotiomycetes; Eurotiales; Trichocomaceae. The transcript has 5 exons. The record is from RefSeq and is a predicted model, not a curated record. Bases 1 to 777 code for a protein of 258 amino acids. Gene Ontology annotation, molecular function: oxidoreductase activity.
AUGUCUGUUCACGCGGCCCUGGGCUUUUUGCCCAACGAGGAGCUUUUCCAGCACGAAAGACCCUAUUCUCUCAAAUUUGAACCUCCUGAGGGGCUUCGUAGGACAAAUAUUCAGGCUGAGUACCGUGAGAACAUCAUUGAAGACAUCCGUGGCCAUGAGGAUGAUUUCAACAUGGAGAAGAAUGGUUUCGCAUUGGUACCUUUCCACACCAAAAUGACCUAUGAAGAUUUUGAGAAUGAGGACAAGAUCCUCGCUAUUCGCAAGCAGCACGAAGCUUUUCCGAUCGCAACAGGAGGGACUUAUGAGCAUAAUCAGCCCACAACAAUGGUUCAUAUUGAUAUAAGCAAAGACUGGGCAAGACAAUUAGCAGGCGGUCUCAAUCACAAAAUGGGUGUCCGCGAACUGCCCUCUCAGAACUAUAGGUUUUACAAUCUCUGGAGACCAAUUAGGGGACCCAUCAGACGCUGGCCGCUUGCCCUGUGCGAUAAUUCGAACUUGGAUAUUGACGCAAUCGAAAUUGGCGAUGUUGUGUUUGAAGACUUCACCAUCAAUAACGAAUACAUCCACUUCAGCCCAGAACAAAAGUGGUACUACGUUAGCGAGCAGCAGGAUUCCGAAGCAUGGGUUUUCGUUCAAGGAGAUGCGAAGCCGCACACUCGCCACGGAGUUCCUCAUUCGUCGUUUCAAAUACCAGGCGUAAAUAACGACGCUGUGCCCAGGGAAACAAUCGAAAUCCGAGCCGUUGCUUACUUCGAAGAUGAUGUUCAACUGUUUUAA